This is a messenger RNA of Penicillium odoratum, 1293 nucleotides long. Its product is annotated as chalcone isomerase domain-containing protein. Lineage: Eukaryota; Fungi; Ascomycota; Eurotiomycetes; Eurotiales; Aspergillaceae. Bases 1 to 1293 code for a protein of 430 amino acids. The transcript has a single exon. Gene Ontology annotation, molecular function: intramolecular lyase activity. The record is from RefSeq and is a predicted model, not a curated record.
AUGUCAUCUCCAUUCCGCACAGCGCCCUGGCGCACAUGUCAAUGUUUAACACGCCAAACUCUCCGCACUCCUCCCCGUACCCGCUACAUCUCCUCCACUAAUUGCCUUCGAUCAACCAAACAUGGUGUCAACCCUCUCCGUUCCCGCCCCGCCGAAAAUGCAAACAAUGAGCUGAAAGAUGCUAAGUACCGAAGAUCUAUUGCUUGGUCUGCGGUUGGGAUGGUCGCUAGCGCAGCUGCAAUGUAUGGAGUGAUCAAGCUGGAUCUUUUUGGCCUGGAUGAACUCGAGGUCGGAAAGAACGGCGAGACAACCAAGCCGCACGAAGCUACAGUAGCAACUUCAGAAAGCCGCACCAUGAAGAUGGAUGGACCCCCUGGGUUUCCCAGUGAUGGUGGCCCAUCUGUGAUUCCCCUCCAAGGCCAAGACAAUAUUCACCAAAUUGCGACCGGCAACAGUUCUGUUCCGUAUUUUCCCACUACUAUCCGGUUACCGUCGAUUUCUGGGACGGAGAACAAGACACCCGGAGAUGAGCUCUCUACAACCGAUGGGGAUGAAUACCAGUUGUUGGGUUUAGGCAUUCGUACCGUCUCGUUCCUCUCCAUCCAGGUGUAUGUUGUUGGGCUAUAUGUCGCCAAGUCGGAUAUCACGGAGCUGCAGCAGCGUCUUGUGCGUACGGCGGUUCACCCCCCAAUCGCAUCUCCAGAUGAAGCCGCUGCGAUCUCGGGAGUUGGUGCUGACGCCGCGACGUCGCUGGUACCUCCGGAGCGCGAGCAGCUGAGAGCACUUCUGAUGGACCCGGAGCAUGGCGAUGCUGCCUGGACAGCUCUGAUCAAGGAGGAUGGCAUCCGAACUGCAUUCCGAAUCGCUCCCACACGUAACACCGAUUUCUUGCACUUGCGCGAUGCCUGGGUCCGUGGUAUCACCGCCCGCGCACAGCAAAACAAGGCCGCCCCGGGCUCAACCGGAGAUGCACAGGAUUUGGCCUUUGGUUCGGCAAUCAAUGAAUUCAAGGCCAUUGUUGGUGGUGGCCAGGCCAAGAAUAUACCCAAGGGCCAGACGGUCGUUCUUCUUCGCAAUGCUCACGGCGCCCUCGAUGCACUUUUCCAGGCUGAUCCCAAGGAGCCAAUCCACUGGAUGGGUCGCGUCUCCGAUGAAAGAAUCAGCCGUUUCGUGUGGCUCAACUAUCUGGCAGGAAAGAAGGUUUCCAGUGAAAGCGCAAGGCAGAGCAUUGUGGACGGCCUCAUGACUGUUGUCGAGCGACCUGUCGGAACCUUGGUGCAGCGAGUCGUCUAA